AUGCAGCACUCACACUUUGAACCAAGUGGAUACCAGUCCGGAAUAUACGGCGGAUCACCAUCUUAUGACGGAUCCUCCAUAAAACUCCAUCAUGGACACUUUCAGGAAACACCAGCGGAUACCUGUUAUAACGCCUUUCUCUCUCCGACAUCUUCUCCGGGAAAUUAUAUUUCCCGGGAACCUCCGUCGUACGCGGAGUCUACAUUACUUCAUGGUGGAUUCGUACCAAAUACCAAUAGUGCCUAUUACAAAAUGCCCAAUGGGCGACAAAUGGACAUAACCGAUUAUGGUCUACAAAGGAGUUCGGACGGGCUCUUGACCAAAUCAGACAUUCUUGACAAUGGGCAUCCCACCCAUGGGUUGGACCAAAUUCAUCCGCGCUACGAUGCGCUGGGAGGGGGUUCAAAUGUGGUAGGGGGAGGAGAAACGGAGGGAAGACUUUCCGACAAUGGCUUAAACACCCACCACGAAGAAGUGCAACAUAUUAAACUAGAGACAAACCAUGAUUAUAAACCAGAUAUUCAACAAAUGCCGCCACAGCAACGUCUGUCUCCGGGAAUCACCGAACCGGAAAUCCCACAGGAAACCAAGGACGAAACAUUAAAGGUAGAAAAGGAAAUCGAACCCAUAGACAUUGCAGACCCGUCAAAAGGACACGACGAAAAGGCGCAUGGAAACGCUGACGUCAAACCGGCGCUUUCAUAUAUAGCACUCAUAGCGAAAGCAAUACUAGAGUCAACACAAAAGCGUCUUAGUUUGGGUUCUAUAUAUUCCUGGAUAGAGAAAAAUUAUCCUUAUUAUCUAAAUAGAGGGCAGGGUUGGCGCAACAGCGUCCGACACAAUCUAUCUUUAAACGACUGUUUCAUCAAGGCGGGACGCUGUGAGGAUGGAAAGGGUAAUUACUGGGCGAUUCAUCCAGCAAAUAUUCAGGACUUCAUGAGGGGCGACUUUCGACAGAGAAGGCGCUCCCGUCGUAGGGGCCGAAAGAAGGAUUGUGACUUGGGCAUGUACCAUAUGGCAAACGGAUAUGCUCCGCUUGCCCCUAGUGUGCCAUUCAGCCCUUCUGCAACGCCGUUUAGUUCUAUAUAUUCUCCGUAUACUGACGCCGAGCGCCGAGCAUACCGACUAGACGAGGCGCUUUUGCGCCAGAGUAUGAACAAUCCCUUCAUGAAAUGGUACCACAAUGGUGUUCCCAACGGCAGCUACAAUUCUCCACAGAAUACAGGCUGUAACUCAACUAUGUAUCCGAAUUCGCCCUCUUCACAGUGGCAGGGAUACGGAGACCAAAGCUAUCAACUCAACCCUUCCCUCUCUAGGUGA
Molecule: messenger RNA, 1320 nt
Organism: Ylistrum balloti
Lineage: Eukaryota; Metazoa; Mollusca; Bivalvia; Pectinida; Pectinidae
Product: forkhead box protein D5-A-like
Exons: 1
Coding region: 1-1320 (439 amino acids)
Biological process (GO): cell differentiation; regulation of transcription by RNA polymerase II; anatomical structure morphogenesis
Molecular function (GO): DNA-binding transcription factor activity, RNA polymerase II-specific; RNA polymerase II cis-regulatory region sequence-specific DNA binding
Source: RefSeq, a predicted model, not a curated record